Molecule: messenger RNA, 4485 nt
Organism: Rhodamnia argentea
Lineage: Eukaryota; Viridiplantae; Streptophyta; Magnoliopsida; Myrtales; Myrtaceae
Product: disease resistance protein L6-like
Exons: 7
Coding region: 118-4485 (1455 amino acids)
Biological process (GO): defense response; signal transduction
Molecular function (GO): ADP binding
Source: RefSeq, a predicted model, not a curated record
CAAUCCUCAGUGACUCGUCAUUUUCAUCUUUUAUACAGAUAUCAAGAAUCUCGUUCAUUCCAGAUCUGCUAAGCUGAGAGAGAGAGAUCUAAAUCUGCUAAGCUGCAAACUGCUGCUAUGGCGAGCUCGGAUGCGGGAACAUCACAGGGAAGCGAGUAUCAAGUGUUCCUGAGCUUCAGAGGACCAGACACUCGCAAGGGAUUUACCGACGUCCUCUUCCAUAGCUUGACCGAUGCUGGAAUCUGCGUCUUCCGAGACGAUGAAGAGCUCCGUGUGGGUGAAAGGAUUGAUGGGUCACUUCAGCGAGCAAUCGACAACUCCGAGAUCUACAUACCCAUCUUCUCUCGUAACUACGCUUCGAGCAAAUGGUGCCUCCUCGAGCUCACACGGAGCUUGGCAAACACCUCCCAAUCACAAGAUAAUAAAGAGAUCCUACCUAUUUUUUUCGAUGUGAAAUCUGACGAUGUUAAGUUGAAAACUGCACUGUAUAGAGAUGCCAUCCUAAGUUUGCAGCGCGAGAAGGAGUUGAGCAAUGAGGAAGUGGAUGCAUGGAGAAAGGCUCUCAAGGAGGUUGGUGCGAUAAAGGGGUGGGGGGUGAACAUGUACAAAGGCCACGGCGAACUGAUCAAAUCAGUAACUGAAGAGGUCUUGAAAAAACUGAAGACAAAACAUAGAUUGGUGACCAAAUAUUUAGUUGGAAUUGAUGAUCGAGCGGAAGCAUUAAGCAAAUGGUUAGACGUCAACUUUGACGAUGUGCGGCUCGUUCAAAUUCAUGGCAUGGGAGGUAUUGGUAAAACGACUCUUGCCAAGGUUGUCUUCAAUCAAUUCUGCUCUCAUUUUGGAAAGUGUUGUUGUUUCCUUGAACAUGUUCGAGUGAAGUCAUCAAGAGCAGAUGGCUUAGUUGAGUUGCAAAAAAAGUUAUUGUCCGACAUAGGCCUUCCUACAAGAGCAAGGAGCAUCGAUGAAAUUGAUUAUGGAAUGAGGAGGAUUGGAGAAGUACUUCGCAAUAAGAAAGUCCUCAUUGUACUUGAUGAUGUCGAUAGCAUUGAACAAGUGGAGAAAUUAGUGGGAAUGGGUACUUUGUAUCCAGGAUCUAGAAUAUUGAUUACAACUAGGAAUAAAGGUGUUUUGCAAAUCCAUAGAUCAAAGUGUCGAACUUUAGAUUACGAAAUGGAGGUGAUGAGUACUAAUCAUGCACUUGAGCUCUUCAAGAAGCAUGCAUUUAACGGUGACUCUCCUUCGGAUGAGUACGAUGAUCUUUCAAGGGAAAUCGUAUCUGCUCUUCGGGGACUUCCGUUGGCUCUUGAAGUAAUUGGUUCCUUCCUCUUCCAAAAAAAAACACAAGAACAAUGGGAAAAGACAUUGACGGAGUUGAGAUUAGCACCACAUUCCGAUGUUUUCAAAACGUUGAAGAUCGCCUAUGACGCCUUGACUUUCAGGCAACAACAGAUUUUCCUCGAUAUUGCAUGCUUUUUCACUAGUGAGGAUGUGACGAAUGCAACUUACAUGUGGGAAGAUUGUAAGUUUCUCCCGUAUACUGGAAUAGAGGUCCUCAUUAGCAGGUCUUUGGUAAAGAUUACGGAAAAUAAUAAGUUUUGGAUGCACGAUCAACUCAUAGAUCUUGGAAGAGAAAUUGUUCUUCGAGAAAAUCCAACAAAUCCUGGAGAUCGGAGUAGGAUAUGGAUUGAUGAGGAGGUCCUUGAUGCAAUUAGAACAAAGGAGAUGAAGAGGAACGUUCAAGCCCUGUAUCUUAAUCUAUACAAAAGUUAUCUAGAAGACGUCAUUGAGAGUGAAGAGAUUGGAAGGUUUGAACAUCUAAGGUACCUCAAAUUAAAAUUUGGAACCUUUGUUGGUAAUUUCGCUGAUCGUCUUACCGCAUUAAGAUGGAUUUGUUGGAAUGGUCCUCCUACAACGGCUAAGCCAGUCAAUAUGCACUUAAAGAAUGUGGUCAUUCUUGAACUUUCAGACAAUGAAUUGAUAGAUGAUUCGAACCUACAAAGCUUAAUCAAGAUGGCAAGAAAAAUGAAAGUUCUUUCUCUUAGUUAUAGUCCCAACAUAACUAGAACACCAGACUUCUCCGGAUGCUCGAGCUUAGAGAGGCUUAGUUUUAGAUGGUGUCCCAACUUGAGGAAAAUCGACGGAUGUAUUGGGAAAUUGAAGUGUCUGAUUGACCUGACAAUUUAUGAUUGCAAAAUUGAAGAUUUGCCUGAAGAAAUCGGCGGCCUAGUGAAUCUGCAGCAGUUCUCUGUACACUUUUGUCCGGUGAAGAAACUCCCAGAUUCCAUAUGGAAGUUGAAAGCAUUACGUAAGUUGAUUCUUCGAAGUUUCCCUCAUUUUGCAACAAUUUCAUGGAAUUUACCCGAUGCUAUCGCAAAUCUUCAAAAGCUGGAAGUGCUUCAAGUCAAUAAUCUAUCUUUAGAAGGACAACUUCCUUCUGGAAUCGGAAGCUUGCCCUUUCUAAGAAUACUAAAUCUAUCAGAGACUCGUGUCAGUGAAGUUCCAAAGACCGUUAGCAUGCUUUCUCACCUGGAAAGAUUGGAGUUGAGGGAAUGUGAUGAGAUUCGAGAGUUGCCGGUUCUCCCAACAAGUUUAACCCAUCUGGCAGUGUCAUCUAAGUCGUUGAGGGUAGUCCCGGAUCUCUCAAACUUGACUAACUUGGUUGAGUUGGAUCUAAAUGAUGGGGGAGGAGGAGGAGAGGAACUCAGUAGUGGUGAGCCAUGGUCGAUUGGGAGGUUAUCCAAGCUGAUCAAAUUGAGCUUUGGACUUCACAACGCCCCUGCUUUUGCUGAGCUGGCUUCCCUUCCUCUGCUAAAUGAAGUUAAAUUGUCUGGAUUGGACCUGCAUACCUUGUCGCAACUUCCCUUGUCUCUGAAAAAGCUAUCCCUUGAUAAUUUCAGUUCAAUUGGGUCGCUCUCUCCGAACAUGAGAAAUUUGUCAUAUUUAAUGCUUUUUGAUUCUCCAAUGCUAGAAUUUCAACUCCAUGGGCUUCAACUUCCAAAUGUAACAGAGCUGCAUAUAAGUGAAUGUGGACUCCUCAGGAGAUUCAAGCUAUCAAGCAUGAGGAAGCUGAAAGUUGUUGAGGUGUUCAAAUGUCAAAUGCUAGGUGAGAUCCAAUUUUCUUCUUUCGAGUCCCUGGAGGAAUUGUCCAUUGCUUGGUGUGACUUGUUUGGAAAGCUAGUUGAUGUGGGGGAAGCGGGGCACGAUAGCAAGGAGUCUGCAGAUGAGUUGAUUGGUUGUGAAGGGAGCCUCAUCCUUCCAUCAAGAGCCUUGAAUAAGUUACGAAGUUUCCAACUGAAUGGUUCCUAUGUGAUACGCAAGAUUCAAGUCGUCGGUACAUCGGAAUCAUGGGAAAUCUUUGAUCUUUGGUAUUGUCGAUUUGCUCAAAUUCUCGGUGGUUUGUCAAACUUAAAGAACCUCAGGGAAUUAUCGCUCUUUAACAAUGAGGAGCUACGGGUUGUCGAGGGUCUAAACGAGCUAGAAUUUUUGGAUGAAUUGCAAGUUGAUGGCUGCAUAUCAUUGGAAAGCUUGAUUGAUGUAUCAAGCACCAAAUUGCCAUAUACUUGUGACAUACGUAUCUCCGGUAGAGGUGAAGACUUUCGGGGCUCCCUCUUGUCUUACAAGCACCAUAAGGUGAAUAUGACUCAACUUGCUCUCUCUGUCUCUCUCUCUCUCUCUCUCUUGAGUCACAUUACUCAUUAUGGAAAUCAGUUUUGUGAUUUGAACAGGAACAGGAGAGCCACUUCAAACAGGAACAGGAACAAGAACAGGAAAGCCACGUCAAACGGGAACAGGAACAGGAACAGGAAAGACACCUCAAACGGGAACAGGAACAGGAACAGGGUGGGGGAAGCCACUUCGAACAGGAACAGGAAUUGGAGCAGAGGAGAAGGAACUAAAGCAGAGGAGAAGGCAGGGGAGAUUGUCUUUCCAAUGCCAGAGCUUCAGCAGAUUGUGAUGUUUGACGUCGGUCCACAUCAAUGUACUUUUCCGGUGAGCUCUGAUGAAGGGACAUCAUUGGGAAGCGAGUAUCAAGUGUUCUUGAGCUUCAGAGGACCCGACACUCGCGUUGGAUUCACCGACGUCCUUUAUCAUAGCUUGACUGAUGCUGGAAUCUGCGUCUUCCGAGACGACGAAGAGCUUCGAGUCGAUGAAAGGAUCGACCAAUCGCUUCUGCGAGCCAUUGACAAUUCGAGAAUCUACAUACCCAUCUUCUCACGAACCUAUGCUUUGAGCCAAUGGUGCCUCCGAGAACUCGCACAGAUCGUGGCGAACACCUUUAAAUCAAAAGGUAAUAAAGAGAUCCUACCUAUUUUCUUCGAUGUGGAACCUCAUGAUGUUAAGUUAAAAACUCCAUUGGAUCGCGAUGCGAUAUUGAAUUUGGAGCACGAGAAGAAGUUGAGCAAUGAACAAGAAGAUGUGUGGAGAGAGGCUCUCAUGGAGGUCGAUGCCAUAAAGGGGUGGGAAGUGAAGAAGCACAAAGGGUGA